Messenger RNA from Alosa sapidissima (American shad), 44912 nucleotides. Its product is annotated as nesprin-1. The transcript is spliced from 7 exons. NCBI's taxonomy places the organism in Eukaryota, Metazoa, Chordata, Actinopteri, Clupeiformes, Clupeidae. The record is from RefSeq and is a predicted model, not a curated record. Bases 182 to 44290 code for a protein of 14702 amino acids. Gene Ontology annotation, biological process: regulation of apoptotic process.
GUGGGUGUGUACCUAUAAGAUAGUAUAGAAGCUGUUUGUCGCAUGGUUAGUUCUUUCUGCUUAUUCGGACCUGUAGCCUUCAUAAACACAGCUGCACAAUGUAUGAAACUACUUCGAUGGUAACUUCACAAGGCCAGUAGUUCCCCUUGGAACCUGCCAAGAGAGGAGCCUUAUCACAGCAAUGGCAGAAUCAAAUGAUUAUGCUGGUGAGUUCCUGGAGGAGUUCAGGGAGCAAAUCAUCUCUCAGGUCCAGCAUGUUGGGCUGAUAGCAAAUGCUGUGAUCUCACAGCAGCUGGUCCCGGAGGAGGCAGCAUUCGAUGUGCAGACUGCUCAGACCCCCCAAGAGGUACUAAAAAGACUGUUUAAGGCUCUGGAGACAGCACAACCACAAAGCAGAGAGUCCUUUCUCCUGAUACUGAGGCUACAUGAACCUAAACUCAUGGAGGAACUGGAAAGGAGACACCAGAACAGCAAGAGCACUCAAACAGAUGUGGCACAGGGGCCUGUUGAGAGGAGAGAGGAGAGUGGAGCAUGGCGAAAAGAUGACACCCAGUCCAAGAGGGAAUCCUUAAAACGCAGAAGACAGGAAACCAUGCAAGCCAUCGAGAAAAUAGAGAGACUCUGGGAGGGCACGAAAAGAGAGCGAGGAGAAGUGGGCGGCUUGAGAGAGAAGAUCGAGAGGCAGCAGGGGGAAAUCACUCAGCUUUUGGAGGAGAAACAACAAAAUGAGAGAACUAUCGAUCAGCUGAGAGUUCAGCUACAACAUGCCAGGGAGCGAAUGUCACAGAGUGGGGAGGAUGCAGACAGAGAGAGAGAGGGAAUGGAACAGAUGAGGGCUGACAUCCAGACAGAGAGAGAGAUGCUAGAGCACAGACGUGAGGACAUCUUUCGUGAGCGGCAAGAGCUGGAGCUGAUAAGAUAUGAGACACUAAGAGCAAAGGAGGAGACACAGAGAAACCAACAGAUCACUAGACUGGAGAAAGAGAAGAUGGAUCAGAUGAAGAGUGACAUCCAAGGUCAGAUUUACGAAAUAGAAAAACAAAUUGAAGAGACAAAACAAGCUAAAGAAAGCAUGGAACGGAUGAAAGCUGAGGUACAAAGUGAAAAAGAUGACUUAGAGAAAAAGAGACAUGACAUAAAGAAGCAGAAAGAGCAAUUCGAACAGAUAAAAAAUGAAAUUAAUACAGUUAAGGAAGAGAUGGAGGUGCGAUGGCGAGAAGCAGAGAAAGAUGAGCAGGAACAGCGAGUGCUUAUUCAACAGGAGAAAGAUCAACUAUUGAGUUUGCAGGCUGAAUUGGAAAUAGCAAAGGAGGAGAUUGAAAAUAACAAAGAGAAAACCAGUCAAGAGAGAGAGAGACUACACAGUCUGAAAACAAAUUUACAUCUAGAAAAGGAUUUAAUUGACAAGAGAAAAUCUGAGGUCUCCAGAAAAGAGAAGGAUUUGGAGAAGGUAAGAUGGGAGUUAGAAACAGCACAGGAGGAGCUAGAGAGAGAAAAAGAAGAAGUAAGUAAGGAGAGAGAAAAGCUAGACUGGGCAAGAAUUGACAUCCAAAAGAAAACAAAGACCAUAGAUAGGAGGAUAGAGGAGAAAAGACAAGCAAGCAGAAAACUGGAGCAGGUGAGGGCUGAGGUCCAGAGGGCCAAAGACAUCCUGGAGAAACAGCGGGAUGAUGCCCGUAAGGCAAAGGAAGAAAUGGAGAAACGAAAGUAUGACACAAUGAAAGAGGAGAUUGAACAGCGAGCUGGAAUACAGAGAGAGAGAGAUGAAGUGGAGAGGAUGAAGGCAGAGGUCCAGAAGGUUAGUGAGAUGAACAGGAUAAAGGAAGAGAAAGAAAGGCAACAACUGAGACAGUGGAGUGAAGAAGUACAACGGGAUAAGGAGACAACUGAAAGAAUGAAAGCUGAGAUAGAAAUAGAAAAAGAAAAGAUAGAGAGAAGGAGCACUGAGAUUCUGAAAGAAAGGCAAGAGCUGGAGGCUAUGAGGUAUGGUCUACUAAAGGACAGUGAAGAGACAGAGCAGAACCGCGAGAUUAUAAAAAGAGAGAAAGAGCGAAUGGAGAAAAUGAAAGCUCACAUACAGCUUCAGAUUGAUGAUAUUGAGCAUAAAAUUGAAGAAACAAAACAAACAAAGGACCAAAUGGACCUCAUGAAAGCAGAGAUCCAGAGAGAAAAAGAUGAAGUGGAAACCCAAAGGGAGAAGAAUAAGGUGGAAAAAGAACAUUAUGAGUCAAUAAAGUCUGAAAUCAUUCAGCUCAAAGAUGAAAUGGAAAGAAAAUGGUUUGAGACAGAGAAGGAAGAAAUGGAACAGAGAACAAGAACCCAACAAGAACAAGAAAAUCUGGACCAACUAAAGGAGGAGAUUCAAAAAGAAAAAGAUAACAUUGAAAUGAACAGGGAAGAAAUGAGACAAGAGAAAGAGCUGAUUGAACAAAUGAAAGCUUUCUUAAAAGGGGAGAAAGACUCUUUGAAGAAAAGAACAGAUGAUGUAAAGAAAAGAGAAGAACAGUUAAAGCAAGAAUUUGAUGCACAGAACGAAGAUAUCCAAAGCAGAGUGACCAAUGUACAAAAAAAGAGGGAUGAAAUCAACCAAAUGAGACAAGAACUGAAACAACAGAUGAGAGAGCUUGAGAAAAGGGUUUCUGAAGCAUCAAGGGUCCACAAAGAGGCAGAAGAUAUAAAGGAAGCAGUAAAGGAAGCUGAGAGCACCCUGGAACGACAGCGAAUGGAGACUGUUAAAGGAAAAGAGGAGAUGGAGAAAAGGAGGUAUGAGGUGGCGAUGGAGGAGUUGGAGAAACGAGCAGAGCUGCAAAGAGAGAGAGAAGAACUGGAAAACAUGAGGACAGAAAUGCUUAGAUUACAACAGGACCAGGAGAGAGUGAGAUAUGCUGAUGAAAGACAGCUCUUACAGAGCAUGCUGCAAGAAAACAAGCAAGAAAAAGAAACGAUUGAACAGUUGAAAGUUGCUAUGCAGAGGGAGAGAGAUGAUCUUGAUAAGGUAAAAAGGGAAUCAGAGAAAGAAUGGGAUAGGCUGGAGCAGGUACGUGAGGAAACCGUUAGACUCAAGGAGGAGCUGGAUAAGAGUAGGUAUGAUGGCAUUAGAGAGGAGGUACAACAGAGGACACAACACCAGAAAGAGAGAGAGGAUAUAGAAAGAGCCACAAAUGCAGUGGUGAGAGAGAGAGAAAUGAUUGAGCACACCAGAGAGACAGUAACACUGGAGAGGCAGAGGAUAGAACAAAUAAGGACAGAACUGGAGGAACAGAAAGAGGAUAUUAAGAGAACAUUGAGAGAAACAAGAAAGGAGGAGGAACGACUGCAACAGAUGAGAGUCGAGCUUGAGAACCAAAGGGAGAAUCUGGAAAGGAUGAGACAGGAAACACGUAAAGAGGCAGAGCCAUAUGAGCGGGUAAAACAAGAAAUAGACAGAGUCAGAGCAGAGAUUGAGAGAAUGUGGGAUGAGACUGAGAGAGAGGAAAGGGAGGAGAGAGAAAAGUUACAGGUAGAAAAAGAAGAGGUGAACAAGAGAGUGGAAGAGAUGAAGAGAGAAAUGCACCAGAUCCAGGGCAUGAAGGAUGACUUAAAGAAGCAGAAACAUGAGACUGAAGCCAAGAUGGAAAGAAUCCAAAGAGAGAUGGAGCAUCUUGAGAGGAUGAGAGCUGAUAUACAGAGACAGAAAGAGGAGGUGGAGAGUAAAAUGGCAGAGACAAAAAUGGAGAAGAACGAGCUGGAGAGGAUACGCUCAGACAUCUUGAAACAGAGAGAGGAGGUAGAGAUCAAGAUGCAACAGGCCCAAAUGGAGAUGGAGGAAAUGAGGAGACAGAGGGAUGAGAUCCAGAAACAGCGAGAGGAGCUAGAGGACAAAAUGCAAAAGACUAAACGAGACAUGGCAGAGAUGGAGUAUAUGACUGCUGAGAUGGAGAGAAAGAGGAAAGAGCUAGAGCAGAGACUGAGGAAAACCAGGAGAAAGAGAGAUGAGAUGGAACAGAUGAAAGUGGAGAUAGAGAAGGCAAAGGAUGAAUUUCAACUCAAAAGGGAAGAGACAGAGAAAGAGAAACGAGAUAUGGAGAGGUUUAUGGCUGAACUGCAAAGAGCCAGAGAUGAAUUUGACAGCAAGGCAGAGUUUAGUGAUAGAGACCCAGAGGAACAGGAUAAAAUCAACACAGAAAUCUUCCGACUGAUUCAGGAAAUGGAGAAAACCAGAGAAAUGGUUUGGAGAACAAAAAUGGACGUGCAGAGUAAAAUGGAAGUGUGUCAUAUAGACAUCAGCGACAGAGAGCUUAUGAACACUGAGCUGCAAAGACUGAUUCAAGAGAUAGAGCACAUCCGUGAGUUGCUGAAAAGAAUUAAACUAGAAACUGACCAAAGUGCAUAUGCCAUUAAGAGAGAGAGGGAUGAGCUGAAAAUGGUAAGGCUAGAGAUACAAAGAAAGAGAAGAGACCUGGACCAGAGACUUGAAAGAACCCUGAGGGCGAGAGAUGAGCUGGAAAUUUUGAAAUUGAAGCUAGCACAACAGCAGAAUGAGGUGGAAGAACGGCUGAGAGAGUGUGAGAUUGAAACAAAGAAGGUAGAGACCAAGAGAGAGGAUAUGCAACGAGACUCAGAAGCCAUACAACAGGCCCAAGAAGAGAAAGAGAAGCUGCAGUUGGACCUCGAAGACCUGAACAAACAGAAGGAAAUACUAAAGGCUGAGAUUCUGCAACUCAGACAUGCACCUGAACGGGAAAUGAAAGACGAGAAAGACUUGGAUGACUCCGGGAUGGGAGAUGAGCUAGAAAAACAUCAGUUCUCAAUCAGUAUGUCUGAGAUGGAGGAACAUCAAAAUUACAUACAGCAACAGAAAGAGAUACUCCAAACACAGAGAUGUGAACUAGAGGAAAUAAAGCUUGAGAUAGACAGAGAGAAAGACAAUAUAGAAAAAAUGAAGGACAGGAUCAAAGAUGAAAACAGCAGGUUAGAAACAAUGACAAAACAGCUCAACAAAGAGAAGGAAAAGGUUGACCAUAUGAAUUUGGACUCAUUCAGAAUGAAGCAAGAGCUUGAACUGAUGCAUGCCGAGAUUCAAAGAAAGCAAGAAAAUGUUCAGCGCAGCCAAGCUCAACUUGAUAAAGACAAAAUAGUUCUGGGGGAAAAGAAACUAGAACUGCUAAAAGAAAAAGAAGACAAUGAGAGAGAUGCCAAAAAGAUCAGAGAAGAUCUAGACAUAGUUAAAGUAGAGAUAGAAAGACAAAAACAAGAAAUACUAAACGAUAGGGAACAGCUUGAAAAACAGAAGAGUGAAUUACUAACUGAAAAUGUAGAGAUCCAAAAGAAAACCACAAAAUUGGAAAUAAUCUCAAAUGAAAUGAAAAGAGAAAAGAGGGAAAUAGAGGAACAAGCAGGGCAACUUACAAAACAAAAGGAAGAGUUUGAUGAAGAAAUUAAAAAACAGAGUAAAGAAUUGAAUGAGAGCAGAAAUGAACUUGAACAAAAAUGGAAAGAUUUAGAAAAAGUGAAGGAAUUUCUGCAGGCUGAAAUACAACAACAAAGACAAGAUGCUCAGAAACUCUUGGAGGACACAAUAAAAGCAGAAAAACUGAAGAAAGAACAAAUUCAGAAAGAAAUGGAGGAACUAAAAAACAAAAUGGCUGACAUGGAAAAAAAUAGGGCUGAUCUCCAGAGAGAAAAAAUGGAGGUAAAGAUGAAACAUGAUGAAAUUGAGGUAAGGAUGGAAAAAGUGAAAAUUGAUAUACAAAUACUAGAGGAAAAGGAAACUAACAUAAAAAGGCAAAAAGAAGAACUUGAUAAAACAAUGGUGCAGACAAAGAAGGAAAAACAGCACAUAGAGAAAGAAAAAAAUGACUUAUCCGGACAAAGGGAGGAAACAGAAGCUAAAUUAAAACUCUUGAAAAAAGAAAUGGAAAAAGUUAAAAGCAUUGAAAAUGACAUUCAAAAACAGAGAGAAGAUGUAGAUGACAAAAUACAAAAGAUGAAAAGGGAGAUGAGAGAAAUGGAACUCACUAAAGCUGAGCUGGAGGCCGAGAGAAGGCAACUGGAGCACACCAUCAGAAGAAACACCAGAAAACUUAAUGAGAUGGAAAAAUCAAAGACAAAAAUACAACAGGCUAAAGAAGAACUAGAUGCACUUAUGGAGAGGAUAACACUGGAAAGGAAAGAGCUAAAAGAGAUGAAAUCUAUUUUAGAAACCCAGUUUCAGAAUGAUAGAAAAGAGCUUAAAAGGAUUGAGAAGGAGCUUGACCAGAAAAUCAACUUUUUUGAAACUACACACAACAAACUUAGAGAAAAUAAAUAUGCUCUUAAAAUACAAAUACAAACUCUGGAGAAAACUAGGGAAGAUGUAGAAUGUGAAAGAGGUAAAAUGGCAAAAGUGAUUCAAGAACAAAGCGAUAUCCUUGAAAAUGAAAGGCAAAUGCUUAACAAAGCAAUAGAAGAGAUACAACAACAAAGGGUAGAAAUCAAACAGGAGAGGGAGGAAAUAGACAUGAGAAGAGUACAGAUGGAGGAAAUUCAGAAAGAGAUAGAAACAAACAGAAAAGAAAGGCAUGAUGUUCUCGAAAAUAGGAUUACAGAGUUUAAUCAAAGGAUGGAGUUGUUUGAAAUUGAGAGCUACAAACUGAGAGAAACUCAAAAUGAACUUCAACUAGAAAGACAAACUCUUCAGAAAUCUAGGGAAGACAUGGAAAAGGAAAGAGGUAAAAUGUCAGAUGAGUUUCAGAAACAGAGAGAUAUCCUCACAAAUGAUUGGCAACAAUUGGUCGAGGCUAAAGAAGAGAUAAAAAGGGAAAGAAAGGAACUGGAUCAAGAAAGGAAAGAAAUUGGCCUGAGACAAGUUGAAAUGGAGCAGCUUCAAAUGGAGGUAGUCAAAAUCAAACAUAAAGCCCAAUUUGGUCUCGAAGACACAUUUAGAGAAGCCUCUAUUGAGACUGUACAACUUGCCAAACCAAAGGAAGAACUCGACACAAAAAUGGGUGAAAUUAAGGUUGAAAUGGACACCCUUCAGAAACUUAAAGAUGAGUUGAAAAGGGAAAGAGAAGAACAUGAUAGAAAUAUGGAGCAGACAAAGAUUGAGAUUGACCAUCUUGAGACAGUCAAAUCCGAUAUUCAAAGACAGAAGGAAGAGCUUGAAAAGGCAAUGUUUGACACAAAGGUUGAAAAGGAAGAACUGGAGACGCUAAAAUCUGACAUCUUGAAACAGAAGGAGGACACUGAGGCAAAACUAGUGACGCUGCAGCAAGAGAUGGAGGAAAUGGGAGCCUUGAGGGAAGACAUGAAGAAGCAGAAGGAUGAACUGGACGACAAGAUGCAGAAGAUGAAACGAGAGAUGGGAGAGAUGGAACUCACAAAAUCUGAGCUAGAGGCCAAAAGAAGAGAGCUGGAGCACACCAUCAGAAGAAACACCAGGAAACUAAAUGACAUGGAAAAAUCAAAGACUGACAUACAACAAGCUAAAGAGGAGGUGGAUAAUGCAAUGAGGAAAAUCACCCUUGAGAAGGAAGAAUUAAAUGAAAUGAAAGUGGUUUUGCAAAGCCAGUUUGAGGAUGAUAAAAAUGAGCUUCAAAGGAUGGAAAGGGAGCUUCAUCAAAGGAUGGAGUUGUUUGAAAUUGAGAGCAACAAACUGAGAGAAGACACAAUUAGAGAAGCCUCUAUUGAGACUGUACAACUUGCCAAAGCAAAGGAAGAACUCAACACAAAAAUGGGUGAAAUUAAGGUUGAAAUGGACAGCCUUCAGAAGCUUAAGGAUGAGUUGCAAAGGGAAAGAGAAGAACUUGAUAGAAAUAUGGAGCAGACAAAGAUUGAGAUUGACCAUCUUCAGACAGUCAAAUCCGAUAUUCAAAGACAGAAGGAAGAGCUUGAAAAGGCAAUGUUUGACACAAAGGUUGAAAAGGAAGAACUGGAGAGGCUAAAAUCUGACAUCUUGAAACAGAAGGAGGACACUGACGCAAAACUAGUGACGCUGCAGCAAGAGAUGGAGGAAAUGGGAGCCUUGAGGGAAGACAUGAAGAAGCAGAAGAAUGAACUGGAUGACAGGAUGCAGAAGAUGAAACGAGAGAUGGAAGAGAUGGAACUCACAAAAUCUGAGCUAGAGGCCAAAAGAAGAGAGCUGGAGCACACCAUCAGAAGAAACACCAGGAAACUAAAUGACAUGGAAAAAUCAAAGACUGACAUACAACAAGCUAAAGAGGAGGUGGAUAAUGCAAUGAGGAAAAUCACCCUUGAGAAGGAAGAAUUAAAUGAAAUGAAAUUGGUUUUGCAAAGCCAAUUUGAGGAUGAUAAAAAUGAGCUUCAAAGGAUGGAAAGGGAGCUUCAUCAAAGGAUGGAGUUGUUUGAAAUUGAGAACAACAAACUGAGAGAAACUCAAAAUCAACUUCAACUCCAAAGACAAACUCUUCAGACAUCUAGAGAAGACAUGGAAAAGGAAAGAGGUAAAAUGUCAGAUGAGUUUCAGGAACAGAGAGAUAUCCUCACAAACGAGUGGCAAAAAUUGGUCGAGGCUAAAGAAGAGAUGAAAAGGGAAAGAAUGGAACUGGAUCAAGAAAGGAAAGAAAUUGGCCUAAGACAAGUUGAAAUGGAGCAGCUUCAAAUGGAGGUAGUCAAAAUGAAAAAUGAAGCCCAAGUUGGUCUCGAAGACACAAUUAGAGAAGCCUCUAUUGAGACUGUGCAACUUGCCAAAGCAAAGGAAGAACUCGACACAAAAAUGGGUGAAAUUAAGGUUGAAAUGGACACCCUUCAGAAACUUAAAGAUGAGUUGAAAAGGGAAAGAGAAGAACAUGAUAGAAAUAUGGAGCAGACAAAGAUUGAGAUUGACCAUCUUGAGACAGUCAAAUCCGAUAUUCAAAGACAGAAGGAAGAGCUUGAAAAGGCAAUGUUUGACACAAAGGUUGAAAAGGAAGAACUGGAGACGCUAAAAUCUGACAUCUUGAAACAGAAGGAGGACACUGAGGCAAAACUAGUGACGCUGCAGCAAGAGAUGGAGGAAAUGGGAGCCUUGAGGGAAGACAUGAAGAAGCAGAAGGAUGAACUGGACGACAAGAUGCAGAAGAUGAAACGAGAGAUGGGAGAGAUGGAACUCACAAAAUCUGAGCUAGAGGCCAAAAGAAGAGAGCUGGAGCACACCAUCAGAAGAAACACCAGGAAACUAAAUGACAUGGAAAAAUCAAAGACUGACAUACAACAAGCUAAAGAGGAGGUGGAUAAUGCAAUGAGGAAAAUCACCCUUGAGAAGGAAGAAUUAAAUGAAAUGAAAGUGGUUUUGCAAAGCCAGUUUGAGGAUGAUAAAAAUGAGCUUCAAAGGAUGGAAAGGGAGCUUCAUCAAAGGAUGGAGUUGUUUGAAAUUGAGAGCAACAAACUGAGAGAAGACACAAUUAGAGAAGCCUCUAUUGAGACUGUACAACUUGCCAAAGCAAAGGAAGAACUCAACACAAAAAUGGGUGAAAUUAAGGUUGAAAUGGACACCCUUCAGAAGCUUAAGGAUGAGUUGCAAAGGGAAAGAGAAGAACUUGAUAGAAAUAUGGAGCAGACAAAGAUUGAGAUUGACCAUCUUCAGACAGUCAAAUCCGAUAUUCAAAGACAGAAGGAAGAGCUUGAAAAGGCAAUGUUUGACACAAAGGUUGAAAAGGAAGAACUGGAGAGGCUAAAAUCUGACAUCUUGAAACAGAAGGAGGACACUGACGCAAAACUAGUGACGCUGCAGCAAGAGAUGGAGGAAAUGGGAGCCUUGAGGGAAGACAUGAAGAAGCAGAAGAAUGAACUGGAUGACAGGAUGCAGAAGAUGAAACGAGAGAUGGAAGAGAUGGAACUCACAAAAUCUGAGCUAGAGGCCAAAAGAAGAGAGCUGGAGCACACCAUCAGAAGAAACACCAGGAAACUAAAUGACAUGGAAAAAUCAAAGACUGACAUACAACAAGCUAAAGAGGAGGUGGAUAAUGCAAUGAGGAAAAUCACCCUUGAGAAGGAAGAAUUAAAUGAAAUGAAAUUGGUUUUGCAAAGCCAAUUUGAGGAUGAUAAAAAUGAGCUUCAAAGGAUGGAAAGGGAGCUUCAUCAAAGGAUGGAGUUGUUUGAAAUUGAGAACAACAAACUGAGAGAAACUCAAAAUCAACUUCAACUCCAAAGACAAACUCUUCAGACAUCUAGAGAAGACAUGGAAAAGGAAAGAGGUAAAAUGUCAGAUGAGUUUCAGGAACAGAGAGAUAUCCUCACAAACGAGUGGCAAAAAUUGGUCGAGGCUAAAGAAGAGAUGAAAAGGGAAAGAAUGGAACUGGAUCAAGAAAGGAAAGAAAUUGGCCUAAGACAAGUUGAAAUGGAGCAGCUUCAAAUGGAGGUAGUCAAAAUGAAAAAUGAAGCCCAAGUUGGUCUCGAAGACACAAUUAGAGAAGCCUCUAUUGAGACUGUGCAACUUGCCAAAGCAAAGGAAGAACUCGACACAAAAAUGGGUGAAAUUAAGGUUGAAAUGGACACCCUUCAGAAACUUAAAGAUGAGUUGAAAAGGGAAAGAGAAGAACAUGAUAGAAAUAUGGAGCAGACAAAGAUUGAGAUUGACCAUCUUGAGACAGUCAAAUCCGAUAUUCAAAGACAGAAAGAAGAGCUUGAAAAGGCAAUGUUUGACACAAAGGUUGAAAAGGAAGAACUGGAGACGCUAAAAUCUGACAUCUUGAAACAGAAGGAGGACACUGAGGCAAAACUAGUGACGCUGCAGCAAGAGAUGGAGGAAAUGGGAGCCUUGAGGGAAGACAUGAAGAAGCAGAAGGAUGAACUGGACGACAAGAUGCAGAAGAUGAAACGAGAGAUGGGAGAGAUGGAACUCACAAAAUCUGAGCUAGAGGCCAAAAGAAGAGAGCUGGAGCACACCAUCAGAAGAAACACCAGGAAACUAAAUGACAUGGAAAAAUCAAAGACUGACAUACAACAAGCUAAAGAGGAGGUGGAUAAUGCAAUGAGGAAAAUCACCCUUGAGAAGGAAGAAUUAAAUGAAAUGAAAGUGGUUUUGCAAAGCCAGUUUGAGGAUGAUAAAAAUGAGCUUCAAAGGAUGGAAAGGGAGCUUCAUCAAAGGAUGGAGUUGUUUGAAAUUGAGAGCAACAAACUGAGAGAAGACACAAUUAGAGAAGCCUCUAUUGAGACUGUACAACUUGCCAAAGCAAAGGAAGAACUCAACACAAAAAUGGGUGAAAUUAAGGUUGAAAUGGACACCCUUCAGAAGCUUAAGGAUGAGUUGCAAAGGGAAAGAGAAGAACUUGAUAGAAAUAUGGAGCAGACAAAGAUUGAGAUUGACCAUCUUCAGACAGUCAAAUCCGAUAUUCAAAGACAGAAGGAAGAGCUUGAAAAGGCAAUGUUUGACACAAAGGUUGAAAAGGAAGAACUGGAGAGGCUAAAAUCUGACAUCUUGAAACAGAAGGAGGACACUGACGCAAAACUAGUGACGCUGCAGCAAGAGAUGGAGGAAAUGGGAGCCUUGAGGGAAGACAUGAAGAAGCAGAAGAAUGAACUGGAUGACAGGAUGCAGAAGAUGAAACGAGAGAUGGAAGAGAUGGAACUCACAAAAUCUGAGCUAGAGGCCAAAAGAAGAGAGCUGGAGCACACCAUCAGAAGAAACACCAGGAAACUAAAUGACAUGGAAAAAUCAAAGACUGACAUACAACAAGCUAAAGAGGAGGUGGAUAAUGCAAUGAGGAAAAUCACCCUUGAGAAGGAAGAAUUAAAUGAAAUGAAAUUGGUUUUGCAAAGCCAAUUUGAGGAUGAUAAAAAUGAGCUUCAAAGGAUGGAAAGGGAGCUUCAUCAAAGGAUGGAGUUGUUUGAAAUUGAGAACAACAAACUGAGAGAAACUCAAAAUCAACUUCAACUCCAAAGACAAACUCUUCAGACAUCUAAAGAAGACAUGGAAAAGGAAAGAGGUAAAAUGUCAGAUGAGUUUCAGGAACAGAGAGAUAUCCUCACAAACGAGUGGCAAAAAUUGGUCGAGGCUAAAGAAGAGAUGAAAAGGGAAAGAAUGGAACUGGAUCAAGAAAGGAAAGAAAUUGGCCUAAGACAAGUUGAAAUGGAGCAGCUUCAAAUGGAGGUAGUCAAAAUGAAAAAUGAAGCCCAAGUUGGUCUCGAAGACACAAUUAGAGAAGCCUCUAUUGAGACUGUGCAACUUGCCAAAGCAAAGGAAGAACUCGACACAAAAAUGGGUGAAAUUAAGGUUGAAAUGGACACCCUUCAGAAACUUAAAGAUGAGUUGAAAAGGGAAAGAGAAGAACAUGAUAGAAAUAUGGAGCAGACAAAGAUUGAGAUUGACCAUCUUGAGACAGUCAAAUCCGAUAUUCAAAGACAGAAAGAAGAGCUUGAAAAGGCAAUGUUUGACACAAAGGUUGAAAAGGAAGAACUGGAGACGCUAAAAUCUGACAUCUUGAAACAGAAGGAGGACACUGAGGCAAAACUAGUGACGCUGCAGCAAGAGAUGGAGGAAAUGGGAGCCUUGAGGGAAGACAUGAAGAAGCAGAAGGAUGAACUGGACGACAAGAUGCAGAAGAUGAAACGAGAGAUGGGAGAGAUGGAACUCACAAAAUCUGAGCUAGAGGCCAAAAGAAGAGAGCUGGAGCACACCAUCAGAAGAAACACCAGGAAACUAAAUGACAUGGAAAAAUCAAAGACUGACAUACAACAAGCUAAAGAGGAGGUGGAUAAUGCAAUGAGGAAAAUCACCCUUGAGAAGGAAGAAUUAAAUGAAAUGAAAGUGGUUUUGCAAAGCCAGUUUGAGGAUGAUAAAAAUGAGCUUCAAAGGAUGGAAAGGGAGCUUCAUCAAAGGAUGGAGUUGUUUGAAAUUGAGAGCAACAAACUGAGAGAAGACACAAUUAGAGAAGCCUCUAUUGAGACUGUACAACUUGCCAAAGCAAAGGAAGAACUCAACACAAAAAUGGGUGAAAUUAAGGUUGAAAUGGACACCCUUCAGAAGCUUAAGGAUGAGUUGCAAAGGGAAAGAGAAGAACUUGAUAGAAAUAUGGAGCAGACAAAGAUUGAGAUUGACCAUCUUCAGACAGUCAAAUCCGAUAUUCAAAGACAGAAGGAAGAGCUUGAAAAGGCAAUGUUUGACACAAAGGUUGAAAAGGAAGAACUGGAGAGGCUAAAAUCUGACAUCUUGAAACAGAAGGAGGACACUGACGCAAAACUAGUGACGCUGCAGCAAGAGAUGGAGGAAAUGGGAGCCUUGAGGGAAGACAUGAAGAAGCAGAAGAAUGAACUGGAUGACAGGAUGCAGAAGAUGAAACGAGAGAUGGAAGAGAUGGAACUCACAAAAUCUGAGCUAGAGGCCAAAAGAAGAGAGCUGGAGCACACCAUCAGAAGAAACACCAGGAAACUAAAUGACAUGGAAAAAUCAAAGACUGACAUACAACAAGCUAAAGAGGAGGUGGAUAAUGCAAUGAGGAAAAUCACCCUUGAGAAGGAAGAAUUAAAUGAAAUGAAAUUGGUUUUGCAAAGCCAAUUUGAGGAUGAUAAAAAUGAGCUUCAAAGGAUGGAAAGGGAGCUUCAUCAAAGGAUGGAGUUGUUUGAAAUUGAGAACAACAAACUGAGAGAAACUCAAAAUCAACUUCAACUCCAAAGACAAACUCUUCAGACAUCUAGAGAAGACAUGGAAAAGGAAAGAGGUAAAAUGUCAGAUGAGUUUCAGGAACAGAGAGAUAUCCUCACAAACGAGUGGCAAAAAUUGGUCGAGGCUAAAGAAGAGAUGAAAAGGGAAAGAAUGGAACUGGAUCAAGAAAGGAAAGAAAUUGGCCUAAGACAAGUUGAAAUGGAGCAGCUUCAAAUGGAGGUAGUCAAAAUGAAAAAUGAAGCCCAAGUUGGUCUCGAAGACACAAUUAGAGAAGCCUCUAUUGAGACUGUGCAACUUGCCAAAGCAAAGGAAGAACUCGACACAAAAAUGGGUGAAAUUAAGGUUGAAAUGGACACCCUUCAGAAACUUAAAGAUGAGUUGAAAAGGGAAAGAGAAGAACAUGAUAGAAAUAUGGAGCAGACAAAGAUUGAGAUUGACCAUCUUGAGACAGUCAAAUCCGAUAUUCAAAGACAGAAAGAAGAGCUUGAAAAGGCAAUGUUUGACACAAAGGUUGAAAAGGAAGAACUGGAGACGCUAAAAUCUGACAUCUUGAAACAGAAGGAGGACACUGAGGCAAAACUAGUGACGCUGCAGCAAGAGAUGGAGGAAAUGGGAGCCUUGAGGGAAGACAUGAAGAAGCAGAAGGAUGAACUGGACGACAAGAUGCAGAAGAUGAAACGAGAGAUGGGAGAGAUGGAACUCACAAAAUCUGAGCUAGAGGCCAAAAGAAGAGAGCUGGAGCACACCAUCAGAAGAAACACCAGGAAACUAAAUGACAUGGAAAAAUCAAAGACUGACAUACAACAAGCUAAAGAGGAGGUGGAUAAUGCAAUGAGGAAAAUCACCCUUGAGAAGGAAGAAUUAAAUGAAAUGAAAGUGGUUUUGCAAAGCCAGUUUGAGGAUGAUAAAAAUGAGCUUCAAAGGAUGGAAAGGGAGCUUCAUCAAAGGAUGGAGUUGUUUGAAAUUGAGAGCAACAAACUGAGAGAAGACACAAUUAGAGAAGCCUCUAUUGAGACUGUACAACUUGCCAAAGCAAAGGAAGAACUCAACACAAAAAUGGGUGAAAUUAAGGUUGAAAUGGACACCCUUCAGAAGCUUAAGGAUGAGUUGCAAAGGGAAAGAGAAGAACUUGAUAGAAAUAUUGAGCAGACAAAGAUUGAGAUUGACCAUCUUCAGACAGUCAAAUCCGAUAUUCAAAGACAGAAGGAAGAGCUUGAAAAGGCAAUGUUUGACACAAAGGUUGAAAAGGAAGAACUGGAGAGGCUAAAAUCUGACAUCUUGAAACAGAAGGAGGACACUGACGCAAAACUAGUGACGCUGCAGCAAGAGAUGGAGGAAAUGGGAGCCUUGAGGGAAGACAUGAAGAAGCAGAAGAAUGAACUGGAUGACAGGAUGCAGAAGAUGAAACGAGAGAUGGAAGAGAUGGAACUCACAAAAUCUGAGCUAGAGGCCAAAAGAAGAGAGCUGGAGCACACCAUCAGAAGAAACACCAGGAAACUAAAUGACAUGGAAAAAUCAAAGACUGACAUACAACAAGCUAAAGAGGAGGUGGAUAAUGCAAUGAGGAAAAUCACCCUUGAGAAGGAAGAAUUAAAUGAAAUGAAAUUGGUUUUGCAAAGCCAAUUUGAGGAUGAUAAAAAUGAGCUUCAAAGGAUGGAAAGGGAGCUUCAUCAAAGGAUGGAGUUGUUUGAAAUUGAGAACAACAAACUGAGAGAAACUCAAAAUCAACUUCAACUCCAAAGACAAACUCUUCAGACAUCUAGAGAAGACAUGGAAAAGGAAAGAGGUAAAAUGUCAGAUGAGUUUCAGGAACAGAGAGAUAUCCUCACAAACGAGUGGCAAAAAUUGGUCGAGGCUAAAGAAGAGAUGAAAAGGGAAAGAAUGGAACUGGAUCAAGAAAGGAAAGAAAUUGGCCUAAGACAAGUUGAAAUGGAGCAGCUUCAAAUGGAGGUAGUCAAAAUGAAAAAUGAAGCCCAAGUUGGUCUCGAAGACACAAUUAGAGAAGCCUCUAUUGAGACUGUGCAACUUGCCAAAGCAAAGGAAGAACUCGACACAAAAAUGGGUGAAAUUAAGGUUGAAAUGGACACCCUUCAGAAACUUAAAGAUGAGUUGAAAAGGGAAAGAGAAGAACAUGAUAGAAAUAUGGAGCAGACAAAGAUUGAGAUUGACCAUCUUGAGACAGUCAAAUCCGAUAUUCAAAGACAGAAAGAAGAGCUUGAAAAGGCAAUGUUUGACACAAAGGUUGAAAAGGAAGAACUGGAGACGCUAAAAUCUGACAUCUUGAAACAGAAGGAGGACACUGAGGCAAAACUAGUGACGCUGCAGCAAGAGAUGGAGGAAAUGGGAGCCUUGAGGGAAGACAUGAAGAAGCAGAAGGAUGAACUGGACGACAAGAUGCAGAAGAUGAAACGAGAGAUGGGAGAGAUGGAACUCACAAAAUCUGAGCUAGAGGCCAAAAGAAGAGAGCUGGAGCACACCAUCAGAAGAAACACCAGGAAACUAAAUGACAUGGAAAAAUCAAAGACUGACAUACAACAAGCUAAAGAGGAGGUGGAUAAUGCAAUGAGGAAAAUCACCCUUGAGAAGGAAGAAUUAAAUGAAAUGAAAGUGGUUUUGCAAAGCCAGUUUGAGGAUGAUAAAAAUGAGCUUCAAAGGAUGGAAAGGGAGCUUCAUCAAAGGAUGGAGUUGUUUGAAAUUGAGAGCAACAAACUGAGAGAAGACACAAUUAGAGAAGCCUCUAUUGAGACUGUACAACUUGCCAAAGCAAAGGAAGAACUCAACACAAAAAUGGGUGAAAUUAAGGUUGAAAUGGACACCCUUCAGAAGCUUAAGGAUGAGUUGCAAAGGGAAAGAGAAGAACUUGAUAGAAAUAUUGAGCAGACAAAGAUUGAGAUUGACCAUCUUCAGACAGUCAAAUCCGAUAUUCAAAGACAGAAGGAAGAGCUUGAAAAGGCAAUGUUUGACACAAAGGUUGAAAAGGAAGAACUGGAGAGGCUAAAAUCUGACAUCUUGAAACAGAAGGAGGACACUGACGCAAAACUAGUGACGCUGCAGCAAGAGAUGGAGGAAAUGGGAGCCUUGAGGGAAGACAUGAAGAAGCAGAAGAAUGAACUGGAUGACAGGAUGCAGAAGAUGAAACGAGAGAUGGAAGAGAUGGAACUCACAAAAUCUGAGCUAGAGGCCAAAAGAAGAGAGCUGGAGCACACCAUCAGAAGAAACACCAGGAAACUAAAUGACAUGGAAAAAUCAAAGACUGACAUACAACAAGCUAAAGAGGAGGUGGAUAAUGCAAUGAGGAAAAUCACCCUUGAGAAGGAAGAAUUAAAUGAAAUGAAAUUGGUUUUGCAAAGCCAAUUUGAGGAUGAUAAAAAUGAGCUUCAAAGGAUGGAAAGGGAGCUUCAUCAAAGGAUGGAGUUGUUUGAAAUUGAGAACAACAAACUGAGAGAAACUCAAAAUCAACUUCAACUCCAAAGACAAACUCUUCAGACAUCUAGAGAAGACAUGGAAAAGGAAAGAGGUAAAAUGUCAGAUGAGUUUCAGGAACAGAGAGAUAUCCUCACAAACGAGUGGCAAAAAUUGGUCGAGGCUAAAGAAGAGAUGAAAAGGGAAAGAAUGGAACUGGAUCAAGAAAGGAAAGAAAUUGGCCUAAGACAAGUUGAAAUGGAGCAGCUUCAAAUGGAGGUAGUCAAAAUGAAAAAUGAAGCCCAAGUUGGUCUCGAAGACACAAUUAGAGAAGCCUCUAUUGAGACUGUGCAACUUGCCAAAGCAAAGGAAGAACUCGACACAAAAAUGGGUGAAAUUAAGGUUGAAAUGGACACCCUUCAGAAACUUAAAGAUGAGUUGAAAAGGGAAAGAGAAGAACAUGAUAGAAAUAUGGAGCAGACAAAGAUUGAGAUUGACCAUCUUGAGACAGUCAAAUCCGAUAUUCAAAGACAGAAAGAAGAGCUUGAAAAGGCAAUGUUUGACACAAAGGUUGAAAAGGAAGAACUGGAGACGCUAAAAUCUGACAUCUUGAAACAGAAGGAGGACACUGAGGCAAAACUAGUGACGCUGCAGCAAGAGAUGGAGGAAAUGGGAGCCUUGAGGGAAGACAUGAAGAAGCAGAAGGAUGAACUGGACGACAAGAUGCAGAAGAUGAAACGAGAGAUGGGAGAGAUGGAACUCACAAAAUCUGAGCUAGAGGCCAAAAGAAGAGAGCUGGAGCACACCAUCAGAAGAAACACCAGGAAACUAAAUGACAUGGAAAAAUCAAAGACUGACAUACAACAAGCUAAAGAGGAGGUGGAUAAUGCAAUGAGGAAAAUCACCCUUGAGAAGGAAGAAUUAAAUGAAAUGAAAGUGGUUUUGCAAAGCCAGUUUGAGGAUGAUAAAAAUGAGCUUCAAAGGAUGGAAAGGGAGCUUCAUCAAAGGAUGGAGUUGUUUGAAAUUGAGAGCAACAAACUGAGAGAAGACACAAUUAGAGAAGCCUCUAUUGAGACUGUACAACUUGCCAAAGCAAAGGAAGAACUCAACACAAAAAUGGGUGAAAUUAAGGUUGAAAUGGACACCCUUCAGAAGCUUAAGGAUGAGUUGCAAAGGGAAAGAGAAGAACUUGAUAGAAAUAUGGAGCAGACAAAGAUUGAGAUUGACCAUCUUCAGACAGUCAAAUCCGAUAUUCAAAGACAGAAGGAAGAGCUUGAAAAGGCAAUGUUUGACACAAAGGUUGAAAAGGAAGAACUGGAGAGGCUAAAAUCUGACAUCUUGAAACAGAAGGAGGACACUGACGCAAAACUAGUGACGCUGCAGCAAGAGAUGGAGGAAAUGGGAGCCUUGAGGGAAGACAUGAAGAAGCAGAAGAAUGAACUGGAUGACAGGAUGCAGAAGAUGAAACGAGAGAUGGAAGAGAUGGAACUCACAAAAUCUGAGCUAGAGGCCAAAAGAAGAGAGCUGGAGCACACCAUCAGAAGAAACACCAGGAAACUAAAUGACAUGGAAAAAUCAAAGACUGACUUACAACAAGCUAAAAAGGAGGUGGAUAAUGCAAUGAAUAGAAUUGCUCUUGAGAGGGAAGAACUAAAUGAGAUGAAAACGAUUUUACAAGGCCAGUUUGAUAAUGAUAGAAAAGAGCUUCAAAACUUGAAAAGGGAGUUUCAGCAAAGGAUUGAGUUGUUUGAAAUUGAGAGCAACAAACUGAGAGAAACUCAAUAUGCACUUCUAAUCCAAAGCCAAACUCUUAAGACAGCUAGAGAGGGCAUGGAAAAAGAAAGAGGUAAAAUGAUAGAACAUUUUCAGGAACAGAGAGGUAUAAUUGAAAAAGAGUGGCAAAUGUUGGAUAAAAGCAAAGAAAACAUACAGAAACAAAGAGAAGAUAUGGACUUGAGACAAAUGGAAAUGGUCCAACUACAGGCAGAAAUAGAAAAGAUUAAAAAAGAAGCCCAAGAUGCUCUCGAAGACCAAAUUAGAAACGCUUCUAUUGAGAAAAUACAACUUACCAAAGCGCAGGAAGAACUCAACACAAAAAUGGAAGAAAUGCAGAGAGAAAUGGACAGACUUCAGAAACUGAGGGAUGAGUUUAAAAAAGAAAGACAAGAACUUGACAGAAAAAAAGAGCACACAAAGAUGGAGAUGAAAGAUCUGAAGACAGUCAAAUUAGAUGUUCAAAGACAGAAGGAGGAACUUGAAAAGGCAAUGUUUAAAAUGAAAGCUGAGAAGGAAGAACUGGAGAGGUUAAAAUCUAACAUACAGAAACAAAAGGAGGAAACUGAGGCGAAGCAAGAGAUGGAGGAAAUGGUAACCUUGAGGGAUGACAUGCAGAAGCAGAAGGAUGAACUGGAUGACAACAUGCAGAAGAUGAAACGAGAGAUGGGAGAGAUGGAACUCACAAAAUCUGAGCUGGAGGCCAAAAGAAGAGAGCUGGAGCACACCAUCAGAAGAAACACCAGGAAACUAAAUGACAUGGAAAAAUCAAAGACUGACAUACAACAAGCUAAAGAUGAAUUAAAUAAAGCAAUGAAUAGAAUUGCUCUUGAGAGGGAGGAGCUGAAUGAGAUGAGAGCCAUGUUACAAGGCCAGUUUGACAAUGAUAGAAAAGAGCUACUAAACUUAGAAAGUGAGCUUUACAUGCGGAUCAGCUUAUUGGAAAUUCAGAGCAACAAGGUGACAGAAACUGAAAGUUCACUUAAUUUCCAAACACAAAGUCUUGAGACAGCUAGACAAGACAUUGAGAAAGAAAGACAUAAAAUGAGAGGUGAGCUUCAGGAACAAAGAACUAAAGUUGAAACAGAGUGGCAAAUGCUGGAGAAAACCAAAGAAGAUAUGAAAAGAGAAAGAAAGGAAAUGGAAAAAGAAAGGGAAGAUAUAGACAAUAGACGAAUGCAGAUGGAGCAUCUUCAGGCAGAGGUAGACAAGAUGAAAAAAGAUGGCCAAGAUGUUCGCGAAGGCAGAAUUAGUGAAGCCCUGGUUGACACAGAGCAACUUGCCAAAGCACAAGAAGAACUCAACACAAAAAUGGAAGACAUGAAGAGAGAAAUGGAUGCCCUCAAGAAGCUGAGGGAUGAAUUGAAAAGGAAAAGAGGAGAAAUGGACAGAAAAAUGGAGAAGACAAUAAUGGAGAUUGAUCAUCUUGAGACAGUCAAAUUUGAUGUUCAAAGACGGAAGGAGGAGCUUGAAAAGGCAAUGUUUGAAAUGAAAGCUGAGAAGGAAGAACUGGAGACGCUAAAAUCUGACAUCUUGAAACAGAAGGAGGACACUGAGGCAAAACUAGUGACGCUGCAGCAAGAGAUGGAGGAAAUGGGAGCCUUGAGGGAAGACAUGAAGAAGCAGAAGGAUGAACUGGACGACAAGAUGCAGAAGAUGAAACGAGAGAUGGGAGAGAUGGAACUCACAAAAUCUGAGCUAGAGGCCAAAAGAAGAGAGCUGGAGCACACCAUCAGAAGAAACACCAGGAAACUAAAUGACAUGGAAAAAUCAAACACUGACAUACAACAAGCUAAAGAUGAAUUAAAUAAAGCAAUGAAUAGAAUUGCUCUUGAGAGGGAGGAGCUGAAUGAGAUGAGAGCCAUGUUACAAGGCCAGUUUGACAAUGAUAGAAAAGAGCUACUAAACUUAGAAAGUGAGCUUUACAUGCGGAUCAGCUUAUUGGAAAUUCAGAGCAACAAGGUGACAGAAACUGAAAGUUCACUUAACUUCCAAACACAAAGUCUUGAGACAGCUAGACAAGACAUUGAGAAAGAAAGACAUAAAAUGAGAGGUGAGCUUCAGGAACAAAGAACUAAAGUUGAAACAGAGUGGCAAAUGCUGGAGAAAACCAAAGAAGAUAUGAAAAGAGAAAGAAAGGAAAUGGAAAAAGAAAGGGAAGAUAUAGACAAUAGACGAAUGCAGAUGGAGCAUCUUCAGUCAGAGGUAGACAAGAUGAAAAAAGAUGGCCAAGAUGUUCUCGAAGGCAGAAUUAGUGAAGCCCUGGUUGACACAGAGCAACUUGCCAAAGCACAAGAAGAACUCAACACAAAAAUGGAAGAAAUGCAGAGAGAAAUGGACACACUACAGAAGUUGAGGGAUGAAUUGAAAAGGGAAAGAGAAGAAAUUGACAGAAAAAUGGAGAAGACAACAAUGGAGAUUGAUCAUCUUGAGACAGUCAAAUUUGAUGUUCAAAGACAGAAAGAGGAGCUUGAAAAGGAAAUGUUUGAAAUGAAAGCUGAGAAGGAAGAACUGGAGAAAUUAAAAUCUAACAUACAGAAACAAAAGGAGGAAACUGAGGUGAAGCUGGUGAUGCUGAAGCAAGAGAUGGAGGAAAUGGUAACCUUGAGGGAAGACAUGAAGAAGCAGAAGGAUGAACUGGACGACAAGAUGCAGAAGAUGAAACGAGAGAUGGGAGAGAUGGAACUCACAAAAUCUGAGCUAGAGGCCAAAAGAAGAGAGCUGGAGCACACCAUCAGAAGAAACACCAGGAAACUAAAUGACAUGGAAAAAUCAAAGACUGAAUAUCUAGAAAAAGAAAAAGAGCUGUUGAAAAGAGAAAGAGAUGAACUUUUGCAAGCACAAUUACUUGUACAGAGACAGGUGGAUACUGGUGUUCAAACAGAGGAGAAGGAAAUGGACCAGGAGGCUACACCAGCACCAGAACAAGUGUUCAGGAAGCAAGGCAUUGAGAGAGAGAUGCUGGAACUGGAAAGGGAGAUACAACAUCAGAAAGAGGUUCUAGAACAGGAUAAGAAGGCUCUGGAAAAUGAGAGAGAUGGUCUAAGACAUGAUAAAGAUAUGUUGGAAUACGAGAGGGCUACUCUAGAAAAGGAAUGGGAAGAUUUACAUCAAAUUCCUAACGAAGUAAGGAAUUUCAGAGAGGAGAUACAACAAAAAGAGGAAGCACUGAAGGUCAAAUUGGACAACUUGUCUCUCCAAGAGGAAGACAUAAACAAACAGAGGAAAGUUAUGGAAAUGGAAAAGUAUGACAUUCAACAGGAAAGAUAUCAGCUGUCACAACAAAAGAUUAAAAUUGACCAACAACAGAAAGAAAUUGAAGACAUAGUGAAAAAUAACAUUAAAUGCAGCAAUGACCUGAAAUUAUUGAAGUUGGAAUUUGAGCAAGAAAAGGAGAAACAUGAGUGUGACCUAGCCACAGAAAAAAUGUAUAUUCAAGAAAAAAAGUUUGCGCUUGAAAAAGAAAGACUAGACAUAACAGAGAGACUCAUUCAAAUUCAGUGUGAGAAAGACUCUCUAGAUCAGUUGCAUGCAGACAUAGAGAAACAUAAAGAAGAUAUCAAAAGGGAGAGCAAACACCUGGAAAUGGAAAUGCAGUACUUUGAGCACUACAAGACAGAACUUAUGAAGCAAUCCGAGGAGAUGGAUGACGUAAAGCAAACUGUGAUGGUGGAGCAGAGACAUCUUGAGAGCAAAAUGGCUGAAUUAAACUACCAAAAGCUGCAGGUGGAUGACAUGAUGAGAAGAAAUAAAUUGGAGUUGGAUAACUUAGAAAAACUUAGGAUUGAAAUAGAAAUACAAACACAGCACUUGGAGAACACCAUGGAAAAUAUAAGGAUAGCACAGGAGCAGUUGGAAAACAAUAGAAAAAUACUGGAAAAAGAAAAACAAGACAUUGAAAAAAGCAACAAACUCACAUCAAAAGAAAAGAUGGAGGUGGAAAAGAUGAAGGAAGAUCUACAUAGAGAAUGGAAUGAACUUAAAAGAGAGAGACUCAAUGCAGAGGAACAGGAAAACAUCAGAAUAAAAGAAAUACAAGAUGAAAAAAUUGCUAUAGAAUCAUUAUUUGUUGACAUAGAAAAUAAGAAAAAGGAACUAUACAUAGAAAGACAACACAUCAACACCAGACAACUUCAACUGGACGUUCUCAAAAAAGAGCUUCACAAACAGAGAGACAACAUGGAAGAGCAGCAGAGUGACCUGAUAGAAAGGAAAGCUGAGAUCGACCAGCAACAAAUAGAGCUGAAUUAUAUGAUGGAUAUCCACAACAAAGAAAAGAUGGAACUUGACCGAAUCAGGGCUGACAUAAAAAAAGAGAGGGAAGCAGUUGAGAUUAUCGUGAAAGAAAAGUUAAGUGCGGAAAGAGAAGAACUUGAGAAACUGAAAAAUAGACUGCAUGAAGACAGGCAGGCAAUUGAAAAAAACAAACAUGCCAUGAUGAAAGACAAGGAUGAGUUGGAAAACUUGAAAAAUGAUCUUCAGAAACAAUGGAACGAGCUGCGUCCUUACAAGGAAAACAUUGAAAGUGAAAAGGAUGAACUUCAAAAGAAGAUGUCUGAGGUGGACGAAAAGUCAAAUAACAUUGAGAAUAUGAUGCAGGACAUGAUGCAGGAGAAAGAGAGAAUGGGCGAACAAGCACAAGCUCUACAAAAAGAAAAGGAUGUCCUUCAGAUUGUUGCUGAAGAAACAGAAAGAAUGAAGGUUGAAUUAGAAAAGUGUGGUAUUGAUAUUGAGAAACAAAAACAAGAAUUAGCAGAAAACAAACUCAUUCUUGAGGCAGAAACUCGAGAUUUGGAAAUGAAAAAGUCAGAAAUUGAUAUAGAAAUGAACAUGUUACAAAAUGAAAAAGUGACACAGAGGCAAGAGUAUGAAAACCUACUGAAAGAAAUACAGGAAGAGAAGGACACUCUGAAACAACUUCAAGAAGAAACGGAAUCGAAGAAAAAUGUCCUGCAGAACCAGGAGACGGACCUGACAUCUAGGAAGGAGCAGCUAGACUUUCUCCAGUCAAACCUCCAAACACAGAGAGACAACAUGGAAGAGAUGAUGAAGGCCAUUAACGAGCAGCAGAGUAACCUAACAGAAAGGAAAGCUGAAAUAGACCAGCAACAAAUAGAGCUGAAUAAUAUGAUGGAUAUCCAUAACAAGGAAAAGAUUGAACUUGACCGAAUCAGGGCUGACAUAGAAGAAAAGACAGAAGCAAUUGAGAUUACCGUUAAAGAAAAACUAGGUGCAGAAAGAGAAGAACUUGAGAAACUGCAAAAUAGACUGCAUGAAGAAAGACAGGAAAUUGAAAACAACAAACAUGCCAUGAUGGAAGACAAGGAUGAGUUGGAAAAGUUGAAAAAUGAUCUUCAGAAACAAUGGGACGACCUGCGUCCUUACAAGGAAAACAUUCAAAUUGAAAAGGAUGAACUUCAAAAGAAGAUGGCUGAGGUGGACGAAAAGUCAAAUAACAUUGAUAAUAUGAUGCAGGAGAUGAUGCAGGAGAAAGAGAGAAUGGAUGAACAAGCACAGGCUCUACAACAAGAAAAGGACGUCUUCCAGAGUGUUGCUGAAGAAACAGAAAGAAUGAAGGUUGAAUUUGAAAAGUGUAGUAUUGAAAUUCAGAAACAAAAACUAGAAUUAGCAGAAAGCAAACUCAUUCUUGAGGCAGAAACUCGUGAUUUGGAGAUGAAAAGGUCAGAAAUGGAUAUAGAAAUGAACAUGUUACAAAAUGAAAAAGUGAAACAGAGGCAAGAGUAUGAAAACCUACUGAAAGAAAUACAGGAAGAGAAGGACACUCUGAAACAACUUCAAGAAGAAACGGAAUCGAAGAAGAAUGUCCUGCAGAACCAGGAGUCGGACCUGACAUCCAGGAAGGACCAACUAGACUUUCUCCAGUCACACCUCCAAACACAGAGAGACAACAUGGAAGAGAUGAUGAAGGCCAUUAACGAGCAGCAGAGUGACCUAACAGAAAGGAAAGCUGAGAUCGACCAGCAACAAAUAGAGCUGAAUAAUAUGAUGGAUAUCCACAACAAGGAAAAGAUUGAACUUGACCGAAUCAGGGCUGACAUAGAAGAAAAGACAGAAGCAAUUGAGAUUACCGUCAAAGAAAAAUUAGGUGCAAAAAGAGAAGAACUUGAGAAACUGCAAAAUAGACUGCAUGAAGAAAGACAGGAAAUUGAAAACACCAAACAUGCCGUGAUGAAAGACAAGGAUGAGUUGGAAAAGUUGAAAAACGAUCUUCAGAAACAAUGGGACGAGCUGCGUCCUUACAAGGAAAACAUUCAAAUUGAAAAGGAUGAACUUCAAAAGAAGAUGGCUGAGGUGGACGAAAAGUCAAAUAACAUUGAGAAUAUGAUGCAGGAGAUGAUGCAGGAGAAAGAGAGAAUGGAAGAACAAGCACAGGCUCUACAACAAGAAAAGGACGUCUUCCAGAGUGUUGCUGAAGAAACAGAAAGAAUGAAGGUUGAAUUUGAAAAGUGUAGUAUUGAAAUUCAGAAACAAAAACUAGAAUUAGCAGAAAGCAAACUCAUUCUUGAGGCAGAAACUCGUGAUUUGGAGAUGAAAAAGUCAGAUAUGGAUGUAGAAAUGAACAUGUUACAAAAUGAAAAAGUGAAACAGAGGCAAGAGUAUGAAAACCUACUGAAAGAAAUACAGGAAGAGAAGGACAAUCUGAAACAACUUCAAGAAGAAACGGAAUCGAAGAAGAAUGUCCUGCAGAACCAGGAGUCGGACCUGACAUCCAGGAAGGACCAACUAGACUUUCUCCAGUCAGACCUCCAAACACAGAGAGACAACAUGGAAGAGAUGAUGAAGGCCAUUAACGAGCAGCAGAGUAACCUAACAGAAAGGAAAGCUGAGAUCGACCAGCAACAAAUAGAGCUGAAUAAUAUGAUGGAUAUCCACAACAAGGAAAAGAUUGAACUUGACCGAAUCAGGGCUGACAUAGAAGAAAAGACAGAAGCAAUUGAGAUUACCGUUAAAGAAAAACUAGGUGCAGAAAGAGAAGAACUUGAGAAACUGCAAAAUAGACUGCAUGAAGAAAGACAGGAAAUUGAAAACAACAAACAUGCCAUGAUGGAAGACAAGGAUGAGUUGGAAAAGUUGAAAAAUGAUCUUCAGAAACAAUGGGACGACCUGCGUCCUUACAAGGAAAACAUUCAAAUUGAAAAGGAUGAACUUCAAAAGAAGAUGGCUGAGGUGGACGAAAAGUCAAAUAACAUUGAUAAUAUGAUGCAGGAGAUGAUGCAGGAGAAAGAGAGAAUGGAUGAACAAGCACAGGCUCUACAACAAGAAAAGGACGUCUUCCAGAGUGUUGCUGAAGAAACAGAAAGAAUGAAGGUUGAAUUUGAAAAGUGUAGUAUUGAAAUUCAGAAACAAAAACUAGAAUUAGCAGAAAGCAAACUCAUUCUUGAGGCAGAAACUCGUGAUUUGGAGAUGAAAAGGUCAGAAAUGGAUAUAGAAAUGAACAUGUUACAAAAUGAAAAAGUGAAACAGAGGCAAGAGUAUGAAAACCUACUGAAAGAAAUACAGGAAGAGAAGGACACUCUGAAACAACUUCAAGAAGAAACGGAAUCGAAGAAGAAUGUCCUGCAGAACCAGGAGUCGGACCUGACAUCCAGGAAGGACCAACUAGACUUUCUCCAGUCACACCUCCAAACACAGAGAGACAACAUGGAAGAGAUGAUGAAGGCCAUUAACGAGCAGCAGAGUGACCUAACAGAAAGGAAAGCUGAGAUCGACCAGCAACAAAUAGAGCUGAAUAAUAUGAUGGAUAUCCACAACAAGGAAAAGAUUGAACUUGACCGAAUCAGGGCUGACAUAGAAGAAAAGACAGAAGCAAUUGAGAUUACCGUCAAAGAAAAAUUAGGUGCAAAAAGAGAAGAACUUGAGAAACUGCAAAAUAGACUGCAUGAAGAAAGACAGGAAAUUGAAAACACCAAACAUGCCGUGAUGAAAGACAAGGAUGAGUUGGAAAAGUUGAAAAACGAUCUUCAGAAACAAUGGGACGAGCUGCGUCCUUACAAGGAAAACAUUCAAAUUGAAAAGGAUGAACUUCAAAAGAAGAUGGCUGAGGUGGACGAAAAGUCAAAUAACAUUGAGAAUAUGAUGCAGGAGAUGAUGCAGGAGAAAGAGAGAAUGGAAGAACAAGCACAGGCUCUACAACAAGAAAAGGACGUCUUCCAGAGUGUUGCUGAAGAAACAGAAAGAAUGAAGGUUGAAUUUGAAAAGUGUAGUAUUGAAAUUCAGAAACAAAAACUAGAAUUAGCAGAAAGCAAACUCAUUCUUGAGGCAGAAACUCGUGAUUUGGAGAUGAAAAAGUCAGAUAUGGAUGUAGAAAUGAACAUGUUACAAAAUGAAAAAGUGAAACAGAGGCAAGAGUAUGAAAACCUACUGAAAGAAAUACAGGAAGAGAAGGACAAUCUGAAACAACUUCAAGAAGAAACGGAAUCGAAGAAGAAUGUCCUGCAGAACCAGGAGUCGGACCUGACAUCCAGGAAGGACCAACUAGACUUUCUCCAGUCAGACCUCCAAACACAGAGAGACAACAUGGAAGAGAUGAUGAAGGCCAUUAACGAGCAGCAGAGUAACCUAACAGAAAGGAAAGCUGAGAUCGACCAGCAACAAAUAGAGCUGAAUAAUAUGAUGGAUAUCCACAACAAGGAAAAGAUUGAACUUGACCGAAUCAGGGCUGACAUAGAAGAAAAGACAGAAGCAAUUGAGAUUACCGUCAAAGAAAAAUUAGGUGCAAAAAGAGAAGAACUUGAGAAACUGCAAAAUAGACUGCAUGAAGAAAGACAGGAAAUUGAAAACACCAAACAUGGCGUGAUGAAAGACAUGGAUGAGUUGGAAAAGUUGAAAAACGAUCUUCAGAAACAAUGGGACGAGCUGCGUCCUUACAAGGAAAACAUUCAAAUUGAAAAGGAUGAACUUCAAAAGAAGAUGGCUGAGGUGGACGAAAAGUCAAAUAACAUUGAGAAUAUGAUGCAGGAGAUGAUGCAGGAGAAAGAGAGAUUGGACGAACAAGCACAAGCUCUACAAAAAGAAAAGGAUGUCCUCCAGAUUGUUGCUCAAGAAACAGAAAGAAUGAAGGUUGAAUUUGAAAAGUGUAGUAUUGAUAUUGAGAAACAAAAACAAGAAUUAGCAGAAAACAAACUUAUUCUUGAGGCAGAAACUCGUGAUUUGGAGAUGAAAAGGUCAGAAAUGGAUAUAGAAAUGAACAUGUUACAAAAUGAAAAAGUGAAACAGAGGGAAGAGUAUGAAAACCUACUGAAAGAAAUACAGGAAGAGAAGGACACUCUGAAACAACUUCAAGAAGAAACGGAAUCGAAGAAAAAUGUCCUGCAGAACCAGGAGUCGGACCUGACAUCCAGGAAGGACCAACUAGACUUUCUCCAGUCAGACCUCCAAACACAGAGAGACAACAUGGAAGAGAUUAUGAAGGCCAUUAACGAGCAGCAGAGUAACCUAACAGAAAGGAAAGCUGAGAUCGACCAGCAACAAAUAGAGCUGAAUAAUAUGAUGGAUAUCCACAACAAGGAAAAGAUUGAACUUGACCGAAUCAGGGCUGACAUAGAAGAAAAGACAGAAGCAAUUGAGAUUACCGUCAAAGAAAAAUUAGGUGCAAAAAGAGAAGAACUUGAGAAACUGCAAAAUAGACUGCAUGAAGAAAGACAGGAAAUUGAAAACACCAAACAUGCCGUGAUGAAAGACAAGGAUGAGUUGGAAAAGUUGAAAAACGAUCUUCAGAAACAAUGGGACGAGCUGCGUCCUUACAAGGAAAACAUUCAAAUUGAAAAGGAUGAACUUCAAAAGAAGAUGGCUGAGGUGGACGAAAAGUCAAAUAACAUUGAGAAUAUGAUGCAGGAGAUGAUGCAGGAGAAAGAGAGAAUGGAUGAACAAGCACAGGCUCUACAACAAGAAAAGGACGUCUUCCAGAGUGUUGCUGAAGAAACAGAAAGAAUGAAGGUUGAAUUUGAAAAGUGUAGUAUUGAAAUUCAGAAACAAAAACUAGAAUUAGCAGAAAGCAAACUCAUUCUUGAGGCAGAAACUCGUGAUUUGGAGAUGAAAAAGUCAGAUAUGGAUGUAGAAAUGAACAUGUUACAAAAUGAAAAAGUGAAACAGAGGCAAGAGUAUGAAAACCUACUGAAAGAAAUACAGGAAGAGAAGGACAAUCUGAAACAACUUCAAGAAGAAACGGAAUCGAAGAAAAAUGUCCUGCAGAACCAGGAGUCGGACCUGACAUCCAGGAAGGACCAACUAGACUUUCUCCAGUCAGACCUCCAAACACAGAGAGACAACAUGGAAGAGAUGAUGAAGGCCAUUAACGAGCAGCAGAGUAACCUAACAGAAAGGAAAGCUGAGAUCGACCAGCAACAAAUAGAGCUGAAUAAUAUGAUGGAUAUCCACAACAAGGAAAAGAUUGAACUUGACCGAAUCAGGGCUGACAUAGAAGAAAAGACAGAAGCAAUUGAGAUUACCGUCAAAGAAAAAUUAGGUGCAAAAAGAGAAGAACUUGAGAAACUGCAAAAUAGACUGCAUGAAGAAAGACAGGAAAUUGAAAACACCAAACAUGGCGUGAUGAAAGACAUGGAUGAGUUGGAAAAGUUGAAAAACGAUCUUCAGAAACAAUGGGACGAGCUGCGUCCUUACAAGGAAAACAUUCAAAUUGAAAAGGAUGAACUUCAAAAGAAGAUGGCUGAGGUGGACGAAAAGUCAAAUAACAUUGAGAAUAUGAUGCAGGAGAUGAUGCAGGAGAAAGAGAGAUUGGACGAACAAGCACAAGCUCUACAAAAAGAAAAGGAUGUCCUCCAGAUUGUUGCUCAAGAAACAGAAAGAAUGAAGGUUGAAUUUGAAAAGUGUAGUAUUGAUAUUGAGAAACAAAAACAAGAAUUAGCAGAAAACAAACUUAUUCUUGAGGCAGAAACUCGUGAUUUGGAGAUGAAAAGGUCAGAAAUGGAUAUAGAAAUGAACAUGUUACAAAAUGAAAAAGUGAAACAGAGGGAAGAGUAUGAAAACCUACUGAAAGAAAUACAGGAAGAGAAGGACACUCUGAAACAACUUCAAGAAGAAACGGAAUCGAAGAAAAAUGUCCUGCAGAACCAGGAGUCGGACCUGACAUCCAGGAAGGACCAACUAGACUUUCUCCAGUCAGACCUCCAAACACAGAGAGACAACAUGGAAGAGAUUAUGAAGGCCAUUAACGAGCAGCAGAGUAACCUAACAGAAAGGAAAGCUGAGAUCGACCAGCAACAAAUAGAGCUGAAUAAUAUGAUGGAUAUCCACAACAAGGAAAAGAUUGAACUUGACCGAAUCAGGGCUGACAUAGAAGAAAAGACAGAAGCAAUUGAGAUUACCGUUAAAGAAAAACUAGGUGCAGAAAGAGAAGAACUUGAGAAACUGCAAAAUAGACUGCAUGAAGAAAGACAGGAAAUUGAAAACAACAAACAUGCCAUGAUGGAAGACAAGGAUGAGUUGGAAAAGUUGAAAAAUGAUCUUCAGAAACAAUGGGACGACCUGCGUCCUUACAAGGAAAACAUUGAAAUUGAAAAGGACAAACUUCAGAAAAAGAUGGCUGAGGUGGAAGAAAAGUCAAAUAACAUUGAGAAUAUGAUGCAGGAGAUGAUGCAGGAGAAAGAGAGAAUGGAAGAACAAGCACAGGCUCUACAACAAGAAAAGGACGUCUUCCAGAGUGUUGCUGAAGAAACAGAAAGAAUGAAGGUUGAAUUUGAAAAGUGUAGUAUCGAAAUUCAGAAACAAAAACUAGAAUUAGCAGAAAGCAAACUCAUUCUUGAGGCAGAAACUCGUGAUUUGGAGAUGAAAAAGUCAGAUAUGGAUGUAGAAAUGAACAUGUUACAAAAUGAAAAAGUGAAACAGAGGCAAGAGUAUGAAAACCUUCUGAAAGAAAUACAGGAAGAGAAGGACACUCUGAAACAACUUCAAGAAGAAACGGAAUCGAAGAAAAAUGUCCUGCAGAACCAGGAGUCGGACCUGACAUCCAGGAAGGAGCAACUAGACUUUCUCCAGUCAGACCUCCAAACACAGAGAGACAACAUGGAAGAGAUGAUGAAGGCCAUUAACGAGCAGCAGAGUGACCUAACAGAAAGGAAAGCUGAGAUCGACCAGCAACAAAUAGAGCUGAAUAAUAUGAUGGAUAUCCACAACAAGGAAAAGAUUGAACUUGACCGAAUCAGGGCUGACAUAGAAGAAAAGACAGAAGCAAUUGAGAUUACCGUCAAAGAAAAAUUAGGUGCAAAAAGAGAAGAACUUGAGAAACUGCAAAAUAGACUGCAUGAAGAAAGACAGGAAAUUGAAAACACCAAACAUGGCGUGAUGAAAGACAAGGAUGAGUUGGAAAAGUUGAAAAACGAUCUUCAGAAACAAUGGGACGAGCUGCGUCCUUACAAGGAAAACAUUCAAAUUGAAAAGGAUGAACUUCAAAAGAAGAUGGCUGAGGUGGACGAAAAGUCAAAUAACAUUGAGAAUAUGAUGCAGGAGAUGAUGCAGGAGAAAGAGAGAUUGGACGAACAAGCACAAGCUCUACAAAAAGAUAAGGAUGUCCUCCAGAUUGUUGCUCAAGAAACAGAAAGAAUGAAGGUUGAAUUUGAAAAGUGUAGUAUUGAAAUUCAGAAACAAAAACAAGAAUUAGCAGAAAGCAAACUCAUUCUUGAGGCAGAAACUCGUGAUUUGGAGAUGAAAAAGUCAGAUAUGGAUGUAGAAAUGAACAUGUUACAAAAUGAAAAAGUGAAACAGAGGGAAGAGUAUGAAAACCUACUGAAAGAAAUACAGGAAGAGAAGGACACUCUGAAACAACUUCAAGAAGAAACGGAAUCGAAGAAAAAUGUCCUGCAGAACCAGGAGUCGGACCUGACAUCCAGGAAGGACCAACUAGACUUUCUCCAAUCAGACCUCCAAACACAGAGAGACAACAUGGAAGAGAUGAUGAAGGCCAUUAACGAGCAGCAGAGUGACCUAACAGAAAGGAAAGCUGAGAUCGACCAGCAACAAAUAGAGCUGAAUAAUAUGAUGGAUAUCCACAACAAGGAAAAGAUUGAACUUGACCGAAUCAGGGCUGACAUAGAAGAAAAGACAGAAGCAAUUGAGAUUACCGUCAAAGAAAAAUUAGGUGCAAAAAGAGAAGAACUUGAGAAACUGCAAAAUAGACUGCAUGAAGAAAGACAGGAAAUUGAAAACACCAAACAUGGCGUGAUGAAAGACAUGGAUGAGUUGGAAAAGUUGAAAAACGAUCUUCAGAAACAAUGGGACGAGCUGCGUCCUUACAAGGAAAACAUUCAAAUUGAAAAGGAUGAACUUCAAAAGAAGAUGGCUGAGGUGGACGAAAAGUCAAAUAACAUUGAGAAUAUGAUGCAGGAGAUGAUGCAGGAGAAAGAGAGAUUGGACGAACAAGCACAAGCUCUACAAAAAGAAAAGGAUGUCCUCCAGAUUGUUGCUCAAGAAACAGAAAGAAUGAAGGUUGAAUUUGAAAAGUGUAGUAUUGAUAUUGAGAAACAAAAACAAGAAUUAGCAGAAAACAAACUUAUUCUUGAGGCAGAAACUCGUGAUUUGGAGAUGAAAAGGUCAGAAAUGGAUAUAGAAAUGAACAUGUUACAAAAUGAAAAAGUGAAACAGAGGGAAGAGUAUGAAAACCUACUGAAAGAAAUACAGGAAGAGAAGGACACUCUGAAACAACUUCAAGAAGAAACGGAAUCGAAGAAAAAUGUCCUGCAGAACCAGGAGUCGGACCUGACAUCCAGGAAGGACCAACUAGACUUUCUCCAGUCAGACCUCCAAACACAGAGAGACAACAUGGAAGAGAUGAUGAAGGCCAUUAACGAGCAGCAGAGUAACCUAACAGAAAGGAAAGCUGAGAUCGACCAGCAACAAAUAGAGCUGAAUAAUAUGAUGGAUAUGCACAACAAGGAAAAGAUUGAACUUGACCGAAUCAGGGCUGACAUAGAAGAAAAGACAGAAGCAAUUGAGAUUACCGUUAAAGAAAAACUAGGUGCAGAAAGAGAAGAACUUGAGAAACUGCAAAAUAGACUGCAUGAAGAAAGACAGGAAAUUGAAAACACCAAACAUGGCGUGAUGAAAGACAUGGAUGAGUUGGAAAAGUUGAAAAACGAUCUUCAGAAACAAUGGGACGAGCUGCGUCCUUACAAGGAAAACAUUCAAAUUGAAAAGGAUGAACUUCAAAAGAAGAUGGCUGAGGUGGACGAAAAGUCAAAUAACAUUGAGAAUAUGAUGCAGGAGAUGAUGCAGGAGAAAGAGAGAUUGGACGAACAAGCACAAGCUCUACAAAAAGAAAAGGAUGUCCUCCAGAUUGUUGCUCAAGAAACAGAAAGAAUGAAGGUUGAAUUUGAAAAGUGUAGUAUUGAUAUUGAGAAACAAAAACAAGAAUUAGCAGAAAACAAACUUAUUCUUGAGGCAGAAACUCGUGAUUUGGAGAUGAAAAGGUCAGAAAUGGAUAUAGAAAUGAACAUGUUACAAAAUGAAAAAGUGAAACAGAGGGAAGAGUAUGAAAACCUACUGAAAGAAAUACAGGAAGAGAAGGACACUCUGAAACAACUUCAAGAAGAAACGGAAUCGAAGAAAAAUGUCCUGCAGAACCAGGAGUCGGACCUGACAUCCAGGAAGGACCAACUAGACUUUCUCCAGUCAGACCUCCAAACACAGAGAGACAACAUGGAAGAGAUUAUGAAGGCCAUUAACGAGCAGCAGAGUAACCUAACAGAAAGGAAAGCUGAGAUCGACCAGCAACAAAUAGAGCUGAAUAAUAUGAUGGAUAUCCACAACAAGGAAAAGAUUGAACUUGACCGAAUCAGGGCUGACAUAGAAGAAAAGACAGAAGCAAUUGAGAUUACCGUCAAAGAAAAAUUAGGUGCAAAAAGAGAAGAACUUGAGAAACUGCAAAAUAGACUGCAUGAAGAAAGACAGGAAAUUGAAAACACCAAACAUGCCGUGAUGAAAGACAAGGAUGAGUUGGAAAAGUUGAAAAACGAUCUUCAGAAACAAUGGGACGAGCUGCGUCCUUACAAGGAAAACAUUCAAAUUGAAAAGGAUGAACUUCAAAAGAAGAUGGCUGAGGUGGACGAAAAGUCAAAUAACAUUGAGAAUAUGAUGCAGGAGAUGAUGCAGGAGAAAGAGAGAAUGGAUGAACAAGCACAGGCUCUACAACAAGAAAAGGACGUCUUCCAGAGUGUUGCUGAAGAAACAGAAAGAAUGAAGGUUGAAUUUGAAAAGUGUAGUAUUGAAAUUCAGAAACAAAAACUAGAAUUAGCAGAAAGCAAACUCAUUCUUGAGGCAGAAACUCGUGAUUUGGAGAUGAAAAAGUCAGAUAUGGAUGUAGAAAUGAACAUGUUACAAAAUGAAAAAGUGAAACAGAGGCAAGAGUAUGAAAACCUACUGAAAGAAAUACAGGAAGAGAAGGACAAUCUGAAACAACUUCAAGAAGAAACGGAAUCGAAGAAAAAUGUCCUGCAGAACCAGGAGUCGGACCUGACAUCCAGGAAGGACCAACUAGACUUUCUCCAGUCAGACCUCCAAACACAGAGAGACAACAUGGAAGAGAUGAUGAAGGCCAUUAACGAGCAGCAGAGUAACCUAACAGAAAGGAAAGCUGAGAUCGACCAGCAACAAAUAGAGCUGAAUAAUAUGAUGGAUAUCCACAACAAGGAAAAGAUUGAACUUGACCGAAUCAGGGCUGACAUAGAAGAAAAGACAGAAGCAAUUGAGAUUACCGUCAAAGAAAAAUUAGGUGCAAAAAGAGAAGAACUUGAGAAACUGCAAAAUAGACUGCAUGAAGAAAGACAGGAAAUUGAAAACACCAAACAUGGCGUGAUGAAAGACAUGGAUGAGUUGGAAAAGUUGAAAAACGAUCUUCAGAAACAAUGGGACGAGCUGCGUCCUUACAAGGAAAACAUUCAAAUUGAAAAGGAUGAACUUCAAAAGAAGAUGGCUGAGGUGGACGAAAAGUCAAAUAACAUUGAGAAUAUGAUGCAGGAGAUGAUGCAGGAGAAAGAGAGAUUGGACGAACAAGCACAAGCUCUACAAAAAGAAAAGGAUGUCCUCCAGAUUGUUGCUCAAGAAACAGAAAGAAUGAAGGUUGAAUUUGAAAAGUGUAGUAUUGAUAUUGAGAAACAAAAACAAGAAUUAGCAGAAAACAAACUUAUUCUUGAGGCAGAAACUCGUGAUUUGGAGAUGAAAAGGUCAGAAAUGGAUAUAGAAAUGAACAUGUUACAAAAUGAAAAAGUGAAACAGAGGGAAGAGUAUGAAAACCUACUGAAAGAAAUACAGGAAGAGAAGGACACUCUGAAACAACUUCAAGAAGAAACGGAAUCGAAGAAAAAUGUCCUGCAGAACCAGGAGUCGGACCUGACAUCCAGGAAGGACCAACUAGACUUUCUCCAGUCAGACCUCCAAACACAGAGAGACAACAUGGAAGAGAUGAUGAAGGCCAUUAACGAGCAGCAGAGUAACCUAACAGAAAGGAAAGCUGAGAUCGACCAGCAACAAAUAGAGCUGAAUAAUAUGAUGGAUAUGCACAACAAGGAAAAGAUUGAACUUGACCGAAUCAGGGCUGACAUAGAAGAAAAGACAGAAGCAAUUGAGAUUACCGUUAAAGAAAAACUAGGUGCAGAAAGAGAAGAACUUGAGAAACUGCAAAAUAGACUGCAUGAAGAAAGACAGGAAAUUGAAAACAACAAACAUGCCAUGAUGGAAGACAAGGAUGAGUUGGAAAAGUUGAAAAAUGAUCUUCAGAAACAAUGGGACGAGCUGCGUCCUUACAAGGAAAAUAUUCAAAUUGAAAAGGAUGAACUUCAAAAGAAGAUGUCUGAGGUGGACGAAAAGUCAAAUAACAUUGAGAAUAUGAUGCAGGAGAUGAUGCAGGAGAAAGAGAGAAUGGAAGAACAAGCACAGGCUCUACAACAAGAAAAGGACGUCUUCCAGAGUGUUGCUGAAGAAACAGAAAGAAUGAAGGUUGAAUUUGAAAAGUGUAGUAUUGAAAUUCAGAAACAAAAACUAGAAUUAGCAGAAAACAAACUUAUUCUUGAGGCAGAAACUCGUGAUUUGGAGAUGAAAAGGUCAGAAAUGGAUAUAGAAAUGAACAUGUUACAAAAUGAAAAAGUGAAACAGAGGGAAGAGUAUGAAAACCUACUGAAAGAAAUACAGGAAGAGAAGGACACUCUGAAACAACUUCAAGAAGAAACGGAAUCGAAGAAAAAUGUCCUGCAGAACCAGGAGUCGGACCUGACAUCCAGGAAGGAGCAACUAGACUUUCUCCAGUCAGACCUCCAAACACAGAGAGACAACAUGGAAGAGAUGAUGAAGGCCAUUAACGAGCAGCAGAGUGACCUAACAGAAAGGAAAGCUGAGAUCGACCAGCAACAAAUAGAGCUGAAUAAUAUGAUGGAUAUCCACAACAAGGAAAAGAUUGAACUUGACCGAAUCAGGGCUGACAUAGAAGAAAAGACAGAAGCAAUUGAGAUUACCGUCAAAGAAAAAUUAGGUGCAAAAAGAGAAGAACUUGAGGAACUGAAAAAUAGACUGCAUGAAGAAAGACAGGAAAUUGAAAACACCAAACAUGGCGUGAUGAAAGACAAGGAUGAGUUGGAAACGUUGAAAAACGAUCUUCAGAAACAAUGGGACGAGCUGCGUCCUUACAAGGAAAACAUUCAAAUUGAAAAGGAUGAACUUCAAAAGAAGAUGGCUGAGGUGGACGAAAAGUCAAAUAACAUUGAGAAUAUGAUGCAGGAGAUGAUGCAGGAGAAAGAGAGAUUGGACGAACAAGCACAAGCUCUACAAAAAGAAAAGGAUGUCCUCCAGAUUGUUGCUCAAGAAACAGAAAGAAUGAAGGUUGAAUUUGAAAAGUGUAGUAUUGAUAUUGAGAAACAAAAACAAGAAUUAGCAGAAAACAAACUUAUUCUUGAGGCAGAAACUCGUGAUUUGGAGAUGAAAAGGUCAGAAAUGGAUAUAGAAAUGAACAUGUUACAAAAUGAAAAAGUGAAACAGAGGGAAGAGUAUGAAAACCUACUGAAAGAAAUACAGGAAGAGAAGGACACUCUGAAACAACUUCAAGAAGAAACGGAAUCGAAGAAAAAUGUCCUGCAGAACCAGGAGUCGGACCUGACAUCCAGGAAGGAGCAACUAGACUUUCUCCAGUCAGACCUCCAAACACAGAGAGACAACAUGGAAGAGAUGAUGAAGGCCAUUAACGAGCAGCAGAGUAACCUAACAGAAAGGAAAGCUGAGAUCGACCAGCAACAAAUAGAGCUGAAUAAUAUGAUGGAUAUCCACAACAAGGAAAAGAUUGAACUUGACCGAAUCAGGGCUGACAUAGAAAAAAAGACAGAAGCAAUUGAGAUUACCGUCAAAGAAAAAUUAGGUGCAAAAAGAGAAGAACUUGAGAAACUGCAAAAUAGACUGCAUGAAGAAAGACAGGAAAUUGAAAACACCAAACAUGGCGUGAUGAAAGACAAGGAUGAGUUGGAAAAGUUGAAAAACGAUCUUCAGAAACAAUGGGACGAGCUGCGUCCUUACAAGGAAAAUAUUCAAAUUGAAAAGGAUGAACUUCAAAAGAAGAUGUCUGAGGUGGACGAAAAGUCAAAUAACAUUGAGAAUAUGAUGCAGGAGAUGAUGCAGGAGAAAGAGAGAAUGGAAGAACAAGCACAGGCUCUACAACAAGAAAAGGACGUCUUCCAGAGUGUUGCUGAAGAAACAGAAAGAAUGAAGGUUGAAUUUGAAAAGUGUAGUAUUGAAAUUCAGAAACAAAAACUAGAAUUAGCAGAAAACAAACUUAUUCUUGAGGCAGAAACUCGUGAUUUGGAGAUGAAAAGGUCAGAAAUGGAUAUAGAAAUGAACAUGUUACAAAAUGAAAAAGUGAAACAGAGGGAAGAGUAUGAAAACCUACUGAAAGAAAUACAGGAAGAGAAGGACACUCUGAAACAACUUCAAGAAGAAACGGAAUCGAAGAAAAAUGUCCUGCAGAACCAGGAGUCGGACCUGACAUCCAGGAAGGAGCAACUAGACUUUCUCCAGUCAGACCUCCAAACACAGAGAGACAACAUGGAAGAGAUGAUGAAGGCCAUUAACGAGCAGCAGAGUGACCUAACAGAAAGGAAAGCUGAGAUCGACCAGCAACAAAUAGAGCUGAAUAAUAUGAUGGAUAUCCACAACAAGGAAAAGAUUGAACUUGACCGAAUCAGGGCUGACAUAGAAGAAAAGACAGAAGCAAUUGAGAUUACCGUCAAAGAAAAAUUAGGUGCAAAAAGAGAAGAACUUGAGAAACUGCAAAAUAGACUGCAUGAAGAAAGACAGGAAAUUGAAAACACCAAACAUGGCGUGAUGAAAGACAAGGAUGAGUUGGAAAAGUUGAAAAACGAUCUUCAGAAACAAUGGGACGAGCUGCGUCCUUACAAGGAAAAUAUUCAAAUUGAAAAGGAUGAACUUCAAAAGAAGAUGGCUGAGGUGGACGAAAAGUCAAAUAACAUUGAGAAUAUGAUGCAGGAGAUGAUGCAGGAGAAAGAGAGAAUGGAAGAACAAGCACAGGCUCUACAACAAGAAAAGGACGUCUUCCAGAGUGUUGCUGAAGAAACAGAAAGAAUGAAGGUUGAAUUUGAAAAGUGUAGUAUUGAAAUUCAGAAACAAAAACUAGAAUUAGCAGAAAGCAAACUCAUUCUUGAGGCAGAAACUCGUGAUUUGGAGAUGAAAAAGUCAGAUAUGGAUGUAGAAAUGAACAUGUUACAAAAUGAAAAAGUGAAACAGAGGCAAGAGUAUGAAAACCUACUGAAAGAAAUACAGGAAGAGAAGGACACUCUGAAACAACUUCAAGAAGAAACGGAAUCGAAGAAAAAUGUCCUGCAGAACCAGGAGUCGGACCUGACAUCCAGGAAGGAGCAACUAGACUUUCUCCAGUCAGACCUCCAAACACAGAGAGACAACAUGGAAGAGAUGAUGAAGGCCAUUAACGAGCAGCAGAGUAACCUAACAGAAAGGAAAGCUGAGAUCGACCAGCAACAAAUAGAGCUGAAUAAUAUGAUGGAUAUCCACAACAAGGAAAAGAUUGAACUUGACCGAAUCAGGGCUGACAUAGAAGAAAAGACAGAAGCAAUUGAGAUUACCGUCAAAGAAAAAUUAGGUGCAAAAAGAGAAGAACUUGAGGAACUGAAAAAUAGACUGCAUGAAGAAAGACAGGAAAUUGAAAACACCAAACAUGGCGUGAUGAAAGACAAGGAUGAGUUGGAAACGUUGAAAAACGAUCUUCAGAAACAAUGGGACGAGCUGCGUCCUUACAAGGAAAACAUUCAAAUUGAAAAGGAUGAACUUCAAAAGAAGAUGGCUGAGGUGGACGAAAAGUCAAAUAACAUUGAGAAUAUGAUGCAGGAGAUGAUGCAGGAGAAAGAGAGAUUGGACGAACAAGCACAAGCUCUACAAAAAGAAAAGGAUGUCCUCCAGAUUGUUGCUCAAGAAACAGAAAGAAUGAAGGUUGAAUUUGAAAAGUGUAGUAUUGAUAUUGAGAAACAAAAACAAGAAUUAGCAGAAAACAAACUUAUUCUUGAGGCAGAAACUCGUGAUUUGGAGAUGAAAAGGUCAGAAAUGGAUAUAGAAAUGAACAUGUUACAAAAUGAAAAAGUGAAACAGAGGGAAGAGUAUGAAAACCUACUGAAAGAAAUACAGGAAGAGAAGGACACUCUGAAACAACUUCAAGAAGAAACGGAAUCGAAGAAAAAUGUCCUGCAGAACCAGGAGUCGGACCUGACAUCCAGGAAGGAGCAACUAGACUUUCUCCAGUCAGACCUCCAAACACAGAGAGACAACAUGGAAGAGAUGAUGAAGGCCAUUAACGAGCAGCAGAGUAACCUAACAGAAAGGAAAGCUGAGAUCGACCAGCAACAAAUAGAGCUGAAUAAUAUGAUGGAUAUCCACAACAAGGAAAAGAUUGAACUUGACCGAAUCAGGGCUGACAUAGAAGAAAAGACAGAAGCAAUUGAGAUUACCGUCAAAGAAAAAUUAGGUGCAAAAAGAGAAGAACUUGAGGAACUGAAAAAUAGACUGCAUGAAGAAAGACAGGAAAUUGAAAACACCAAACAUGGCGUGAUGAAAGACAAGGAUGAGUUGGAAACGUUGAAAAACUAUCUUCAGAAACAAUGGGACGAGCUGCGUCCUUACAAGGAAAACAUUCAAAUUGAAAAGGAUGAACUUCAAAAGAAGAUGGCUGAGGUGGAAGAAAAGUCAAAUAACAUUGAGAAUAUGAUGCAGGAGAUGAUGCAGGAGAAAGAGAGAUUGGACGAACAAGCACAGGUUUUGCAAAAAGAAAAGGAUGUCCUCCAGAGCGUUGCUGAAAAAACUGAUCAGAGGAAAGAUGAGCUUGAGCAGUUCAAUACCAAUAUCCAGAUUCAAAAACAACAACUUGAAGAAACCAAACUCAUAAUUGAAGAGGAAAAAAAAUAUCUGGAGAAGGAAAAGACAGAGCUCCUAAAAAACAAAAUUCAGAUAGACAAAGAAAGCGUACAACAGUUGGUCAGAGUAGAUGCUACAACACAAACUCCUGUGGUGGACAUGAGACAGGCUGUUGCAGGAUUUUCAGUAGAGUUGGAGUCUGUUGAUGUUCCUAGACCUGAUGCAGCAACAGAAACACCUCUGACAGAGAUUGAGCAGGCUGAUGGAACAACAACUACUAUGCAGUUGAAGAUGGAUGAUGCUGCAACACAGACAGUUCCCGUGGAGAUCGAGCAGGUUGAUGCUACAACACAAGCACCUAUGGAGACAGAGCAGCACGAAGAUGGUGUGGAACAAACACUUACUGUCAAGACAGAAAAGAUUGAUGUUGCAGGACACACAGUGGAAAAGAAACACAUUGAUGCAAUUACACAAACACUUACAGUUGAGACGGUCACUGCUGCAUCCCAAACAUUUGAUGUAGAGGUGAAGGCAGCUGAUGGUGCAAUACAAGUGGAUGUUACAACACAGACAGUUGUGGUGGAGAAAGAACAAGUCGAUGCAGCACCAGUUGCAGUGAAGAUUGAAAUGGAUGAUGCAGCAACACAGACAAUUACUGCAGAGUCAGAGCACACUGUUGCAGCACUUACAGAGGAAAUGGACAGCACUUUUGUUUUAACACCUAUGGUUAAGAUAGACAUGGCCUAUGCUACAUCUCAAACACUUACAGCAGAAGUAGAGCUGGCUGAUGCUGCAACACAAACAGAUGUGGUGAGCAUGGAUCAAACAGUGAUGGUGCCCUCAGAACAGAGAUCAGACGCAGCACCACCUGAUACUACAAAACAAAUCGUUCCAGUGACUACAGAACAGACUGAGACACCUGCAGAGGAGAUGGAACCUGCAGAUGCUGCACCACCUUUGUUUAAGAUUGAGCAGGCUGAUGCUGAAACACAAACCCAUGUGGUGGAGAUCAAACAGUCUGAUGCUGAAACACACACCCCUGUGGUGGAGAUCAAACAGUCUGAUGCUGAAACACAAACUCCUGUGGUGGAGAUCACACAGUCUGAUGCUGAAACACAAACCCCUGUGGUGGAGAUCACACAGACUGAUGCUGAAAGACAAAAAGUUUCUGUAGAGACAGAACAGACUUCUGCAGCACCAUCUGAAGAAAGGAAGGAGACAACUUUAGAUAUGGAAGAAGCUUUAACAACCUUUACAGAGGAGAAAGAGAUGGUUUAUGUUACAACACCUGUUGUUGAAAUGGAGCAGGUUACUGCACCAACACCUGCAGUCCAAGAAGACAUGGCUGAGACACUUACCGUGAAGAUUGAAAUGCUUCAUACUACAACACAAACACUUGUAGUAGAAGUGGAGCAGGCUGAUGCUGAAACGCAAACUCCUGUGGUGGAGAUCAAACAGGCUGAUGCAGAGGGACCAGCAGAGAAGGAGAUGUCCAAUGCCGCAACACAAACAGCUGUCGUAGAGACAGAAGAGACUGCUGCAGCAAUUGAAAGAGCUGCCAUGGAGUUCGAUAAUGUUGAUGCUUCAACACAAACUCUAGUGGCAGAGGUGGAGCAUGCUGACACUGCCGCACAAACAGUCUCAAUGCCUACGGAGCUGGCUAUUACAGAGGAGAAAACGCUGAUUGAUGUUUCAAAACCUGACGUUAAAAUGGAGCAGGCUGAUGCAGUAACACCUGUGGUACCAGAUGACAUGACUGAAACAAGAGUAUUUGCUGUGGAUAUUCGGACGGUUGAUGUUACAACACAAACAUUUGCAGGAGAAGUGGAGCAGGUUGAUGCCACAACUCAAACAUUGGUGGUGCCCGUAGAGCAGGCUAGUGAAACCCUUGCAAAGGAGAUGGAGCCUACUGAUACUACAGCACCUGAGCAAGCAGAUGCAGCACAACCAGUGAUAAAGGACACGGCUGAUGCUGCAACACAAACUCUAGCAGUAGAGGUGGGGCAAGCUGAUCCUUCAACCCAAACAAUUGCAGAACAUGUCGAGACAGCCAUAGAGGGGAUGGAACCUGCAGAUGUUGAAACAGUAUUGUUUACGAUGGAGCAAACUGAUGCUGCCACUCAAACUUCUGAGGUGGAACUGAUGGAACAGGCAGAUGCUGCAACACAAACACAUGUAAUUGAGAUGGAGAGGCCUUAUGUUGUUAAACCAGUGGUGGACAUAAAGGUCAGAGAAGGGGAUCAGAAAGAAGAAUCAAGAGAGGUGGAUGACAAGAGUGCAACUGAGAUCCAGACCAAGAGACAGAAACUGAUGGAGUCUUUAGAAGCAGUGAAAGCUGAUAUGGAGCAAAAGAGAGCCGACCUACAAAGAGAGAGGGUGGCGAUGGAGAACAUCAAAAUGGUGCUGAACACUGAAAGAGAUGAGCUGGAACAGAUCAGGGAGGUAAUCCAGAGAGAGAAGGAGACAGCGAGCGGAAUAGCCAAACAGCUUCUGAAGCUAAAAGAAGACCUGGAGAGCCUUUCAUCUGAGACUCUACAGAAAAGAGCUGAGCUGGAGUUAGUCUGUGAGGAGAUUCAGAGGAAAAGGCAGGAGAAGGAGGGGGAUGAUGGAGCAGAAAUGGAGAGAGCAUAUGCUGAACAAAUUAAGGGACAAACUGAGAAAUCAGUUCAGACAGAGAUGAAGGGUGAAGAAUUAGAAGCCACCCGAGUUGCUGUGGCCAGAGACUGGCAUAAGUUGGAGACCGUGGAGAGGCAAGAACAGGAGAUUGCAAAACAAGCAGAACACAUUAAACUAAAAGAGACAGAGCUGAAGAAAACCUCAGAUGAUAUACAGCAAUCGAAGACUGCAAUGGACAUUCUACUUAAAGAGCAGAGAGAGGAGGCAGAGAAUAUAAUGGAGAGAACCCAGAGGGGAAAAGACAACCUUGCAGAGUUAACGUCACAGAUAGAGAGACAGACGGAUGAAUUGAAGCAUGUGUUAAAUGAGUGUCAGAGAAAAACGAAGGAGCUACAACUGAUUGAGGGCAAGUUGAAGGAUAUGAAGAGUAUGCUAGAGACAGACAUUGAACCUUCUAGAAAAGAAGACACGAUUGAAGAGCAAAUCAAAGAAACUGAAAGGAAAGACAUGGCAACAAUGACUGUUAUAACUGCUGUAAAAAUCAUGCAACAAGAAGAUGCUGCCACACAAACACCAUAUGAAGAUCAAGGAGAGGACAUGGACCAGUUGAAGCGCUGGCAAGCGGCAUACCUCAAACAGAGGGAGGAACUUUCACAGAUAGAAAUGGAGAUAAACAGACAGCGAGUAGAAAAUGAGAACGAUAUGAGGAAAGUAGAAAAAGAUAAGGAGAUGUUGUUGAGGGACAGAGCUGAAAUUCAGAAAUGCCUACAAGAGCUAGAAAGAGGGGAGGCAACAAAAUGCGCAGAAAGGCUAAAACUUCUCACAACAGAAUGGAGACUGAGAGGCUGGGACACUGAUACACUGGAACAGAAAGAGAGAGAAACUAUAAAGACUAAAAUCACAGAAAGAGAAGAAAUUGAACAAAUGAAAAAGAAGAUACAUGAGAUGAAAGAAGAACUAGAGAGACGAUGGGAAUCCAUUGAACAAAAACAGAGGGAGAAGGUGAAGAAACAGAGAGAAGUGGACCUUAGACUAGCCGAUGUAGAGAAAUACAAGGAAAUGCUCCAAAGUGAGCUGAAGAAGGAUCGGCAGAGAGCCAUGGCAAGGGGAAGAGAGGUGGAGGUUAUUAAGGAGCUAAUGUUCAAGGAAAUUGAAAUACUAAGGAGCACAGACAGACGUGUCGGCACUGAGGAGCUGUGGAGACUAGCACUACAGAUAUCCCGGCUGGAGAGGUCACUGCUGAGGACCACAGACCGAGCUGUGCAGACGCAGACAGAGCAGAGCCAGAGAGGGGUGGCCACAUCUCACCUGCAGGAGGAACAGGAGGUUCGUCUGAGGUCCAAAGGGGGGAUGGUGAUGGUCAGCUCUGUGGUGGAAGGCGGACGAUGGGGGCCCAGAGAGAGCAAAGGGACACAGACAGGAAGAGUACGGCGGACUACUCUGGGUCAGAGGUUGCUGUGGUGGGUCAGGCGGCGCUGCUGUUGCUGCUGCUGUCCAACAGAACGCCGGGGACAGGAACAUCAGUGGGUGGAGCUUCACGAAGAAGAGCUCCACUAAGGGCUUUUUGGGGGAAAAAAACAUUAUGACAUACAGAAACUCACAUAUCCUUAGAGCUUGGAUGGACACAUCUCAAAGUUGCAAAGAGCAAAAUUGGGAUUUAUCAUCAACUACAUUUAUAUUUUUGCACUUUCUUGCCUCGAUAAUUUUGAGAAAUUGUAUCUAUAUAAUUUAUGCUCUUUGUUCAUAUGAUCUCUUUCCAACAUUACCCGACUGGAGGGUGAUAUUUUGUCAGGAAUUGUGAACUUCCAAGUAAAAGGUACUAAAUAAGUGACUGCAAAUUUGUAUUUUACUCAGUUGCCCAUUACAUUCCAAUGUCUCAGGGAAGAGUUAAAUUGUAUAUGAAUUUAUUUAUUAAUUUAAAUUCUUAGCUUAAUUUUACAGCAUGGUAGUGCAUAUAGGCUUGUGUAUCUCAUACAAUGAUUCUGAGCAGCUUUUAUUUAAGAAAUAUUUACUUAUUAUAUGGGCUAUAUCAGUGCACUUGAGGCAUACAUUUCAUAAUACUUUUGAAAGCUAUCUGAAAACUGGUGUGUUGAGGUGCAAGGUGCAAAAUCUAAUGUAUUUACAAUAUGUUUGACUAUUUGUGUGUUCAAUAAAAUUAAUAAACAACUAAUAUACAAAA